Paramuricea clavata is the source of this 183-nucleotide messenger RNA. Lineage: Eukaryota; Metazoa; Cnidaria; Anthozoa; Malacalcyonacea; Plexauridae. The record is from the annotation of a GenBank genome assembly.
AUGGGCAGUUCGACGUCACCAGAACCCAGUCCUAGCGCGCUCGAUGUGGAUAGAUUUGACUUUCCUGUCGCACAGAAAGAUUCCGAUGCAGAUAAACAUCGGUUUGAAAGUGGAGGGAGUUUUUAUGAAGACGAAGUGUUGAAAACUGCCAAGAAAGAUAUUGCGGCUUUUCUUGGGUUAGAG